This is a messenger RNA of Tarenaya hassleriana, 754 nucleotides long. Its product is annotated as protein CURVATURE THYLAKOID 1A, chloroplastic. The transcript is spliced from 5 exons. The record is from RefSeq and is a predicted model, not a curated record. Bases 56 to 568 code for a protein of 170 amino acids. Gene Ontology annotation, cellular component: chloroplast thylakoid membrane; thylakoid. Lineage: Eukaryota; Viridiplantae; Streptophyta; Magnoliopsida; Brassicales; Cleomaceae.
ACUCGGGGAAAAUUAUACAAGAGGCGAACAAGGCACAGCUUCUCGGCGCGCUUCGAUGGCGAUAACAGCAGCAGCAGCAUCGUCUUCCAUGGCCGUGAUGGUUCCACGUGUUGCCGUCGUCUCCGUUCGCUGCUCCGCCGUCCCUUACCUGCCUCCGCUGCCUCCUCGAUCCUUCGGACGGUCAUCUUUCGCUACCCCGUCGAAGCUUGUUUCAGGAAAUGGGUUGCAGAAGCUUCCAUUGAUGCAAACCAGAGCAUCUUCUUCAGAAGAGACAUCAACAUCGAUUGAUACUAAUGAGCUCUUCACAGAUUUGAAGGAGAAGUGGGAUGCUCUCGAGAACAAGUCGACUGUGAUUCUGUAUGGAGGAGGAGCCAUUGUCGCUGUCUGGUUAUCUUCCAUUGUCGUGGGAGCCAUAAACUCCGUUCCACUGCUUCCGAAGAUUAUGGAGCUGGUCGGGCUUGGCUACACGGGGUGGUUCGUCUACAGAUACCUUCUCUUUAAGUCAAGCAGGAAGGAACUUGCUGAGGACAUCGAGUCCUUGAAGAAGAAAAUUGCAGGGACCGAAUAGAUCCACAACCAGCAGACGGGUUUUCAGUUCUCAGGCAGAGGAUCCUUCUUUAUCCCGUGAUGUAAUGUUAUAUAUACAAUCUUUCUUUUUUCGCAGCUCAGACAUUGUAUCUGUUAGAUUCAUCUCUGAAACAAACGCCGUACCAAUCUCUCUUUCUGCCAAAGAAUGUAUCGAGAUUUUGGUAAC